UGUUAUACACCGGGCUGGGAGGAAUAUUACUACCUCCGUCCAUAGCGCGAGCAACAUGCUGUCUUGUGGGAACGAAAGAGGACUGAAGUGUGACCUUCCGUUUUGGCGGGCCGUGGCGAGCUUGGUGGGGAUCCUGCUGUCGGCCGUUCGCGUGACGUCGCAGCCUGCGGAGGUCUGCGCCUUCUCGAGCAGCUGCAACUGCUCCAGCGACGGCACGAGAGUGGAAUGCCGGGCGGCUUCCUGGCCCGCUGUCCAGCCGGCCGACGCCAGCAGCGUGCUGUCGCUGUCCGUGGCGGGGCUGCAGCAGCGCAGUCUCCUGCCGGCAGACUUCGGAAACUUGUCUGCUCUGGAGUUCCUCUCCGUCACUGACGGGCUCCUUCUCGAGGUCUCUCGAGACGUCUUUUCUGGUCUGUUACAAUUGGAAACUCUUGUUCUAUCAAGAAACCAGCUGAAAAUAUUUCCUACAGAUGUCUUCGUGGACAACGCACGUCUCAAGAACCUAGUCCUGUCUGGGAAUCCGAUCACACUUCCAGUAUCUGGGACGUUCCUUCGAAGCGAGUCUCUGCAGUACUUGGACAUCUCCAGCUGCAGCCUGUCAAAGCUUCAGCCAGAAGUCUUCUCAGGUUUUCCCCAACUCCAGGAGCUGCACCUCGGAAACAACAACCUUGUCGCGUAUCCAGGCGAUGCCUUAAGGCCACUCUCUAACCUGCAUACCGUUUACCACGACUUAUUCAUCGCAGGCGACAGCUCACGUUCUUACACGCGACAUUUUAUCUAUAUUAGCUGCAUGGCUGCCACUAUUGUCAUCUUGUUGUUCGUCUCAUACAAAGCUGUCGCACUGUUGAUUAUGAACUCCUGGUGCAGGACAUGCAUGCCCCGGUUUGAUGAUGUGUACUUUCAGCUGGGCAGCGGUAAACCGCUGACCCUAUCCAACAGACUGGAUGAAGUGAGGCAGCCACCUUUGCUUAACAUUAACCGCACACAGCAGCGGAGACUUCCUGCACCCCCUUCUGGAUCCUGGACUCCUACAGACAGCCCACAGUUCCACUCCCUAUUAUCAAACCAACCUCUGUAUGAGACCAUAUCUCCUCCUUAGCAGAGAGCUCCCACUGUCAGAGGAUUAACAUUGUGAAAAAUAUAUAUCAGAUUAAUACCUUACACCACUUAGUUUGUAAUUAAAAGUAUAAGUAUUGCUAAAUAUACGAAGUAUUUGAAUUAUAGCAUUUACUUACUUUCUUAAGAAACACUGAAGAGGUUUUAAAAUAGCAUUAUAAGUAAGAUCAAUUUUAUACAGAGGGUUCAAGACUGUUUUUACACAGAAUGAAAAGAAAUUUAAAAUUUAAUCUUUCAACAAAUGAAUCAUUAACUGAAUUGCAAGAUGUAAUUAAAGUUAAAAGAACUUGUAUUAAUGUGAAUAAUAAAGAUCGAAGCUGUCUUCUUUA
Molecule: messenger RNA, 1442 nt
Organism: Schistocerca americana (American grasshopper)
Lineage: Eukaryota; Metazoa; Arthropoda; Insecta; Orthoptera; Acrididae
Product: leucine-rich repeat transmembrane neuronal protein 2-like
Exons: 3
Coding region: 56-1096 (346 amino acids)
Cellular component (GO): voltage-gated potassium channel complex
Molecular function (GO): potassium channel activator activity; transmembrane transporter binding; voltage-gated potassium channel activity
Source: RefSeq, a predicted model, not a curated record